UCCAAGGCAAAAAUGACUCAGAUCAUCAUGAUGAAGAGUGAAAUCAUUUCCAGAACCUGCAUCAAACCCUCUUCACCCACUCCUCCCGACCUCAGAACCUUCAAACUCUCUCUUCUUGACCAGCUCUCUCCCGCCAUCCAUGGCAACAUGACCUUCUUCUUCCCUUCGGCCGUCUUCGACGUCGCCGUCGCUGACCCAGAUUCUGAAUUCGCACGUAAAUCCCAACUCCUCCAGAAAUCCAUGUCCGAAACACUCACCCGUUUUUACCCUCUCGCUGGGAGCCUCGUAGACGCUGCAACCAUCGACUGUAACGACGAUGGCGGUUUCUUCGUCGAGGCACGAUGCAGUAGCCCGCUUUCGGACUUCCUUAGAAAGCCCAACUGGGAGACGCUCGACCUUUUACUCCCCACUACGGAUCCCGAAACCAUGGAAUUGUCCAAGGGUUCCAUGUGGCUCAUGAAGUUCACCAUGUUCACCUGCGGUGGCACCGCUGUUAGUGUUUCCCUCACCCACAAGAUCGCCGACAUGGCUGGGCUUCUCACGCUCUUAAGGAGCUGGACCGAGGCCUGUCGUGGCUCGACCCAACCGGUCUUCCCAGAUUUUAUUGGAGCUUCAAUCUUGCCACCUAGAGAGAUUCCGGGAAUGUCGGGAUCGCUGGACAUCGCCGGCGAGAAGUUCAUAGCCAGGAGGUUCGUGUUCAGUGCUCCCAAGAUCGUGGAGCUGAAAGAAAAAGUUACAAGCAUGAUUGGGCAAGAAAAAUACUAUCCAUCGCGGGUGGAGGUGGUACUAGCACUUCUCUGGAAAUCUGCAGUAUCCGUCGUCAAAUCAAAAACCGGGACAUUCAAGCCAACCGCGUUGUUCCAAGCGGUGAACCUCCGGCCCAGAAUGGAACCGCCUUUGCCGGAAACAGCGUUCGGGAACUUCGUGUGGCCGUUCUGGGUGAUCGCAGAGGAAGAGAGCGACAUGGAAAUACACCAGCUGGCGAAAGACAUGUGGAAGAGCAAGAAUUUAUUUCUCAACAACAAGGCGAACAAGUUCAAAGGCGAGGGAGGUUUCCCAGCGAUAAUAGAGGCUCUGAAGGAGAGGGGAGAGAUCUUCAAGAAUAGGAAGGAUCUGGUCAUGUACAAAUGCUCGAGUUGGUGCAAGUUUCCACUGUUCGAAACCGAUUUCGGGUGGGGGAAACCGGCAUGGAUGACGAGUGUGAACAAGCUGGUGAGUAACACCAUUUCUUUAAUGGACACGAGCUCCGGUGGAGUUGAAGCUCUGGUUACCCUGGAUGAGGAAGAGAUGGCCCUAUUCGAACGCCAUGAGGAGCUCCUGGAAUUCGCUUCCGUGAACCCCAGCAUUGUUGAUUAAUUGAUUUCACUGCGGCUUGAAUUUUAGGUUUAUUUCCAGGGUGUUCAGCAAUAAGAAAUUAAGUAUUUUUUUUUUUUUUUUUUUUUGGUUUUUGGUAUGGAUUUAAUCAAUCUAUAAUUACCAAUAAGAUUAAUAAUCAUUCUUUUUAUCCGCGCAGGGAAGAACAGAAAGGAAAAUUAGUACUGUUUAAUUAUGGAAAUUUGAAGUUUU
Carya illinoinensis is the source of this 1566-nucleotide messenger RNA. Its product is annotated as stemmadenine O-acetyltransferase-like. Lineage: Eukaryota; Viridiplantae; Streptophyta; Magnoliopsida; Fagales; Juglandaceae. Bases 13 to 1356 code for a protein of 447 amino acids. The transcript has a single exon. The record is from RefSeq and is a predicted model, not a curated record.